UUCUCGAAGAAAAGAGGGAGGCAGGCGGUCUGAGAGGCGUCGACACCGACUUGACGGCACUUAUCACUCAAUCAGGCAGGUUGAGGAAAGAGACAUUGGACUGCAAUGUUCUGCAGAUUUAUUCAGAGCUUCAGGGAAAGAAAGAAGGAAGAAGAAGAUCAAAGGAGAGCUGCAGAAAGUGAAAUAUAUUUGAACGGGGACAUAGACCAGGAGUGGAAGGGAGAGCAGAAGCUGGAAGUUUUCCUUGGGCCUCAGGUUGUCCAGUUUAAGCCCACAGGCCUAUUAAAGGUCUGUUGCAAAGAAAAGAGCUUCGAUAUUCCGACAUCAAUAUCAAUAGCGAAGAACUCAUUUGAAAGCCAGAAAAAAGCAUGUGAUGUUAGUUAUCUCCUUCCCUUAUCUUCUGGCCUUGGAACCAGCUUGUCUUCUGUUGGGUACAAAGAGAGUAUCACCAGGAUGAGCUUCAAUGGAAAGUUUGAACUCGAGUCCCAUGAAAACUUUGAGCCUUUCAUGAAAGCCAUUGGCCUUUCUGAUGAGUUGAUUGAAAAAGGCAAGGAUGUCAAAAGCAUCUCAGAAAUUGUGCAGGAUGGAAAGAAAUUUAAGAUCACUGUGACCACGGGCAGCAAGGUUCUAGUUAACGAGUUCACCAUUGGAGAGGAGGCAGAGGUGGAGACUCCAGCAGGAAACAAGGUCAAGACCAUUGUUCACUUGGAAGGAGACAAUAAGAUGGUUGCCUUAAUGAACAACAUCAAGUCAGUCUCUGAAAUAAAUGGAGACAUCAUCACUAAUAUCAUGAGUUUGGGUGAUAUUCAUUACAAGAGGAUCAGUAGAAGAAUCUAGAUCUUCUGGGCAUGGCUACAUUUUUACUGUGUAAAGGUGGUGGUACAAUAAAGUACAACAUAUACAAAA
Messenger RNA from Hemicordylus capensis (graceful crag lizard), 906 nucleotides. It is a transcript of the gene FABP1, whose product is annotated as fatty acid binding protein 1. Bases 106 to 837 code for a protein of 243 amino acids. Gene Ontology annotation, molecular function: fatty acid binding. The transcript is spliced from 7 exons. The record is from RefSeq and is a predicted model, not a curated record. Gene Ontology annotation, biological process: fatty acid transport. Gene Ontology annotation, cellular component: nucleus; cytosol. NCBI's taxonomy places the organism in Eukaryota, Metazoa, Chordata, Lepidosauria, Squamata, Cordylidae.